Macrosteles quadrilineatus (aster leafhopper) is the source of this 3294-nucleotide messenger RNA. RefSeq lists its product as uncharacterized. The transcript is spliced from 2 exons. Gene Ontology annotation, biological process: DNA integration. Gene Ontology annotation, molecular function: nucleic acid binding. Lineage: Eukaryota; Metazoa; Arthropoda; Insecta; Hemiptera; Cicadellidae. The coding region runs from base 1 to 3294 and encodes 1097 amino acids. The record is from RefSeq and is a predicted model, not a curated record.
AUGAAUGAAGAACAAUUUGAAAGACUCAUGAAUGUUUUGGCUGCAGCUCUAGAAGAUGAAUCCAGUCACCCAGAUGAGUAUGGAAUCACACAAAUCAACGAUGUGGAAGAUCUUUACAUAGUAGGACCAGACUCAGACAAAUACAUGGUUACAGUCACUAUCAACAACAAGCCUCAAACAUUUGAAGUAGACUCUGGUGCACGAUUUUCCUUAAUCUCAGAAACGGACUUUGAUAAACUUGGACUUAAAGUGCCACUUCAACCAACUCCUAUCUCAUUUCGCUCCUACUCUGAUCAUAUAAUAAAACCUAAAGGUAAAGUAACUGUCUCAGUCUCUUACAAUGCAAAAUCACUAAAUGCUGGUUUAUUUAUAGUACCUGCAGGUCAUUCUGCUUUGUUAGGACGAAUUUGGAUUCGUGGACUUGGAAUUGAACUCAGUGAGGUAAACAACAGAAAGCAAUCACCGAUGAAUACAGUUGAUGUUAAUUUAGUUCCGUCUCUAGGGGAUAUAUUCGAAAAAUACUCAGCAAUUUUUGAAGAAAGAAUCGGAUGUGUUCCAAAUGUUGAAGUCAAACUCCAACUCAGAGAUAAUGAAAACCCAGUAUUUACUAGGGAACGUGAUGUCCCUUUCGCAUUACGAGAGAGAGUAGAAAAGGAACUUACAACCCUCGAGUCUCAAGGAAUCAUAACUCCAGUCGCAUCAAGUGAUUGGGGGUCACCAUUGGUUGUUAUCCCAAAGCCGGAUGGAGGAGUCAGACUAUGCGUAGAUUACAAGUGUGGGGUUAAUUCAAAACUUGUCUCAUCUAACCACCCCAUUCGACGCAUUGAUGAUGUCCUACAUAGUCUCCGCGGAUCAAGAUACUUCUGCAAGUUGGAUCUUCAUAAGGCUUAUUUGCAUCUAAAAGUCGAUGAAGAGGGAAGUAAGAUUCAAACAAUAUCAACCCAUAAAGGAAUGUUCAACAUGAAUCGUCUCAGUUUUGGAAUAAAAACAGCCCCUUCUGAGUUUAAUCGAAUUUUGUCACAACUGUUAAACGGAUUAUCAAAGGUAGAAGCAUACUUUGAUGAUAUCAUUUGUCACGGUGAAACUCUCGAAGAGUGUAGGAAGAACCUUAUUGCAUGUUUGGAAUGUCUCAAGAAGAAUGAUCUACAUCUUAACAGAACAAAAUGUGUUUUCUUCAAGAAAAGUAUUAAUUACCUUGGACAUGUGGUGUCAUUCAAUAAGAUUCAAAAAUGCCCUAAAAAGGUUGAAGCAGUUACUCAGAUGCCUCGCCCUCGAAAUGUUGAUGAGUUAAGACGCUUUCUUGGCUUAGUUACUUACUAUGCAAAAUUCAUUCCUGACUUCUCUUCAAAAACACAUCCGCUACUAUGUUUGCUUCGGAAAGGAGAAAAAUUCUUUUGGUCAGCUGCUGCUGAAGCCUCAUUUCUGAAUCUGAAAUCUGAACUUUGUGGUGAUACAGUUAUUAUUCCUUUCGACCCAUCAAAACCAGUUAUUCUCACAACAGAUGCUAGCCCAACUGGAAUUGCUGCAAUACUCAGUCAUGAUAUCGAUGGUCAAGAAAGACCAAUUGCAUAUGCAUCCAGAGCAUUGACCCAGGCUGAAACCAAUUACAGCCAACUUGAUAGAGAAGCUCUAGCAAUCAUCUACGCAGUCACCCAUUUUUACAAUUACGUUUUUGGUAAAAAAUUCACUCUCGUCACCGAUAAUGAACCAUUGUCACAUAUCUUUCAUCCAGGACGUGCCCUGCCACGAAUGACAUCAUCUCGCUUAUUGCGUUAUUCUUCAUUCCUCAGUGGUCUUGACUAUACAGUUCGAUGCAAGAGAGGGAAAGAAAAUGAAAACGUGGAUUGUUUGUCUCGAAGCCCAGUUCAAUCAUCAAUUUCAUCUGAACUAACAUUUGACAAAGAAAUAAACACAAUCAAUGCAGAAACCUUACUUCAAAUCUCCAGCACAGUGAUAACCGCAGAAACGAUAAAAGAAGAAACAGCAAAAGACCCUGAGCUUCAAGUUCUUUUGCAUGAACUGAAAAACAGUCGCAAAGAUAGCCCUUACACGAUCUCAGACAACAUACUUUUCCGAUCAGAUCGUGUCGUAAUUCCCAAAUGUCUUCAAAAUCAAAUUCUAAAUGAGCUCCAUGAAUCACACCUCGGAAUUACUAAAAUGAAACAGCUUGCUAGAGGAUAUGUAUAUUGGGAAGGUAUGGACAAAGACAUAGAAAGAUUAGUGAAAAGCAGUGAAGCUUGUGCUAAAGUUCGUCACAAUCCACCAAAAGCUCCGGUACAUCCGUGGGAUCAGCCUGGUGAUAACUGGGAAAGAGUGCAUAUUGAUUAUGCCGGUCCAUUGGAUGGAAAUUAUUUCCUCAUGUGUGUAGAUGCAAAAUCAAAGUGGGCAGAAGUUCGCAUUCUUCGAAAUGCUCCUUCCUCAGCAACGACGAUGGCACUACUUGAAAACAUUUUCUCGGUCCAUGGGUACCCCUCGUUCUUGGUCUCGGACAAUGCCACUAUAUUCAAAAGUGAGGAAUUUAUCAACUACUGUAAAGAACGUGGGAUUUUCCAAAAAUUUACUGCUCCUAACCAUCCUGCAACAAAUGGCCUGGCGGAACGAAACAUACAAACUUUAAAGAGAAGACUUAUUGCUGCUGCCGAUGAUCCAACCCCAAUUACCACAAAGCUACAAAACAUUAUGUUCAGAUAUCGAGCAACACCUUUGGCAUCAGGCAAGACUCCAGCAGAGUUGUAUUUGAACAGGAAGAUUCGGAUUAGACUUGACACACUUCUCCCUAACCCAAAGGCAAAGCUUCCAUCAAAAUCGAUUGCUCCUCUUUGCGUCCGCUCUCUUAAAGUGGGGGAGAGGGUUCAGGCAAGAGUUCACCUGGGAAAUAAAGACAUAUGGCAGUUUGGUACAGUCAAGAGAAAAUUAGGUCAAUACCAUUACAUUGUUGAAUUGGAUUCUGGACGAAGUUUAAAACGACACAUAAAUCAAUUGAUUUUGACUCUUGUAUCCAAGAAGAAAGUUACCUUUACAACACAAAACAAACAAGAUAGUUCUGUUGUUCCAAGAAGGAUUCCUAUUAUAGACUGUCAAGCACCACCACAAGAGAUCCAUCCAGAGUCUGAAUCAAAUACAAACAAUCCAACAGAACUAGACGGUACUCUAAGGGAAGAAAAUCUAGACAGACCUCAAGCCACAGAACAAAAAGAAAACAAAUUAACUCGUCCUUCCAGACAGCGCAAGGUUCCGUCCUAUCUUAAGGACUCUGGAAGCUCUCCAGCGAUUAAGUGGGGGAGAAUGUUAUGA